CUUCUCUAUUCCCCGAGGGACGACCUCCAUAUGCGGAGGACACGAAAAAAAGCAACCAGUCGGUGAAGCCAAUCGACCUCAGGAUUAUCUUCCCUGUCUCGCCAUGAGCGACUAGAUCGAAAUCCAGAUGAUCGCCAUCGCAGGUGCCUGGUGUCCGUCAGCGACAGCGACGAUCUCGUUGGGGGGUGGAGAAGAGCUGCAGUUCCCCGAAAUCCAAAACCCCCCCCCCCCGGGUUUUAGUGCCUCACCCCGCAUCAUCAUCAGUCAUGCAGCUGCCAUCCUCAACUACCCACACCACCUCUCCCCAAUCAUCCAUACCCGCGUCUCACGCAGUGGAUUCUCAUUUCCUGCGCGCUUGAAGCCUUUCCCGGCCAACACCGGCUUAUACCGGGUAUCAACCAGGCAUUCCCUGAUCGCAUGGCCGAUGACGUCGACCACUGCGGAACCACGCGAUCGAUCGAUCCCCCUGCAAUAAAUAACGACGCCCACUGAACCCCAUUCCACGGACGAACCCCCUCCUUAUUCCUGCCAAUUCCCUCAAUCCAGCAGAACGAAAGGGUAAAAAAAAUGCCGUGGUCCAUCGUUCUCCCCCAGGCGAUCUUCG
Molecule: messenger RNA, 604 nt
Organism: Aspergillus heteromorphus CBS 117.55
Lineage: Eukaryota; Fungi; Ascomycota; Eurotiomycetes; Eurotiales; Aspergillaceae
Exons: 1
Coding region: 128-475 (115 amino acids)
Source: RefSeq, a predicted model, not a curated record